AUGGAGGAGGCAUACCAACCGUGGGGAUCCUUUGGGGACCUUCUUCACGCCAGCAAGAGUCACCCGACGAUCAAGGCUCUGCUCGCAUCGCCCAGCUUCCCGACACGAUGGCCGGCGGUCCUCCCUAAGUGGUUCUCGACCGUCUACACCAUGCAUGGCUUGCCACGCGAAUCGCUGCUUGUGACGCACCGUCGUCCGGUUUGGCACAACGCACAUCUCCCGACGCCCAGCAAGCUCAAGUGGCUCGCACACGACAACGCUGUGCACGUCGAGACGCUUGCCGUUCAAGGCUACACGCACGUGGACAGCUUUCAAGCCCUCGGACACACGGUCACUGACCUCGCCGAGCAACUGCCACGACUUUUUCCAGUGCUGCAGCCACCCCGUCGCUGGAUCCGGCUGCUCGCGAUCGCUAUCAUCCUGCCCCGACCUGGCUCGUCAAGCUCGGGCCUCACGUAG
Saprolegnia diclina VS20 is the source of this 459-nucleotide messenger RNA. RefSeq lists its product as hypothetical. The transcript has 2 exons. The record is from RefSeq and is a predicted model, not a curated record. Bases 1 to 459 code for a protein of 152 amino acids. Lineage: Eukaryota; Oomycota; Saprolegniomycetes; Saprolegniales; Saprolegniaceae.